This is a messenger RNA of Dendroctonus ponderosae (mountain pine beetle), 2921 nucleotides long. Its product is annotated as prominin-1. The record is from RefSeq and is a predicted model, not a curated record. Gene Ontology annotation, cellular component: membrane. The coding region runs from base 24 to 2810 and encodes 928 amino acids. NCBI's taxonomy places the organism in Eukaryota, Metazoa, Arthropoda, Insecta, Coleoptera, Curculionidae. The transcript is spliced from 23 exons.
AACAGUUGCAAGUGAGAGCGAACAUGAGCAAAAAAGCGAGUUUUGUAGUUGUUUUAGUUUUAUGCACUUUCGGCCAAAGUGGCAGUAAUUUAGUGUUAAAUGGUGACGGUCUAUUCACGAAGAUCAGCUGCCAUCGUGAGGAAACUGACGAAAAAUGCCUGGAAAGAGAGUCAGCGACGUCACCGCUGCCAAUUAGCUGGGAGCUGGAUAAGUUGAAAGAACCUACUAAAGACAACUUGACGCGUCAUAACACUGCGAACUCUGGAUUGCAGUUCCUGGAUAUUCCCUUAGGUGACGACUUAAAAAUCCGCGACUUACAGCUGGAGAAUCAGUUUGUGCUGUUCGAGGCGUUUUCCAAAUUAACUGGAUAUUUGCUUCCCAGUCAGUUUCCCAUUGGCCUCCUGAACGAGACUCUCGGAGGCAAACAACCCCUGCACUUCUGGGUGUUGCAAAUAUUAAAGUGGGAAAUUCCGGUCGUUGUCUGGAUAAUUUUCUGGGCGAUGCUCGCACUGUGUUUCCCGCUGGGAGUACUGGUUUCCCUUUGCUGCUCCCCAGAUGGCGAUGGAAACUGCGGAGAAACCAAAGGACGCUGGACUGAAACCACGCUCUCCUCUUUGCUCUAUUUACUCCUGAUUCUGCUGCUAUGUCCAUUGGCGCUGAUCCUGGCAAGCAAUGAGCAAAUAGCAAAGACAAUCGGCCAAUCGCCUGCUUUGGCAGCGCUGCUAUAUGGAGACAUUGGAAGAUUCAUCCGCAACUCCCAUAUGCAAAUUUCCUUUGUAGCGACUUCGUCCACUGACAUCGCGCUGGAAGCGAUCAGGCAGGACUUGGAAGACAUUGGCCGAUACGUGGGAGCGCCCUAUCAGCAGCAACUCUGCAAAGAAACCGGCCUGGAUCGCGCUUUGAUCGGCCUGGAGGAUCUGAAAGCCGAAACGGCGAGAGUUUCCUCAAUCGUGUCCGAUUUGCUUGCGGCGAGCGAUUCGGCCAAACGGGCAGGUGACACUUUGCAGGACGAAAUGCAGGAAAUAGCACGUCAGCUGGUCAGCAUCCAGCAGCAGUGCGACGCAAAAGAUAGAGCGCUUUGUUUUGCUGUCCAGUUUCCUGGAUACGACACGACAAUUGCGCUGGAAAAUAUAACCAACGACGCAAAAAUCCACCAACUCGAGCGACUGACAAAGGAUUCUUCCUUCAAUGCGAGCAUCGACUUCGCCAGGCGAAUUUACCACAACAUUCCCGAACAAAUGGCAGAAGAAUCAUCCCAGUUCGUUGCAGACAUUAAAUCGCUGUUAAGCCGCAAACGAGCGCAGAUUUACAAGUCCACACAUGAUCUGGACAUGUUUGCCAGGACGAUGUCGCAGAAGGUGAACGGAAGCAGGAAAGCAAUUUUCACUCAGCUCGAGAAUGUCGUUAAAUGGGAUUUGUGGCGCUGGAUGGCAAUAUUAGCCAUCGCCGCUCUGCUGGCUCUAACGUGGGGUUGUCUAAUCACUGGCGCGCCUCGCGGUUGCGGCACGAGAUUCAGAGCUGGGCCCUGCCUCAAAAUCGGCCUGAUCCUCUCCUGCUUGAGCUGCUGGGUUUUAUGGGCCUUAGGAGGCGCCGCCCUGCUGGCAGGAGGCAAUGGAGAGUCGCUGAUCUGCCAGCCAUUGCACGAUCAUCCCUACUAUGAGUUUCUGAGCAAACUUGCCCGAUCCGGCGGAGUUUUCCAGGCAAAUGACUCCAUUGACUUAGCCAGCGUGCUCAAAAGCUGCCAGCGCGACCUGUCGGCCUAUGAAACCUUCCGGCUCCACACGCGUCUGGAUUUGGACGCUUUCAACCACAAAACCUGGAGAAACUUUACGAAAAUCCUGGACCAGUUUGCCUCCACUGCGCCCAGUCUUGAACUAUUGAGCCCAGAAUUGCAGGAGAACUUGCAGACACUUGCAUCGACUACAGCAGCAAAUUUAUCCAGCUACAGACAGCAAUUGUCCGGCAAAGAGCGCGAUUUGGGCCCUUUUGCCGAACAGCUGAACAACAUAGCCAGACAGCUGCUUGACCCACUGGUGAGCAGGAAAUUCGACUACUUGGCGUUUUCCGUGCGAAACAUCGUCCAGAAUUCCGUACAAAGACUGAAUGGCUUGCGAGGAAACAUCCUAUACAAAAUCACCAUGUUGGAGGUAUUGCAGCCGCCGUUGAAUGGCUGUCUCCAUCGAUCACUGUCCCACCUCAAAACUGUUCAGUUUUUUCUGGACAAUCAAGCCUGGACUAUAUCGGAGCGGGCCAAAAGACAAUUUACGGCGAGACUCAAAAAUUACUUAGAACAGCUGCACGAUCACGUCGCCGGAAAAGUCGCCAAAGAGAUUGGAAAGUGUCGGCCGCUUUGGGCCAUUUUCCACGCAUCCAGAUUUCACGUGUGUAAAUUGAUGUUUGAUCCGGUGAAUGCCAUUGCCUUUGGCUGCCAUCUGCUCAUCUUGAUCCUCAUGGCCUUCGGGCCGAUUGUUGUGAAGCUUUUGCGACUUACCCCAGUGCAGGGUCGCCAAAGCUCCCGCUUGGCUCACCGCGACUCCCGCCAAGGGCUGAUUCUCCAAGAGGAGCCCAUCUGGACGACUCCGUCCUCUGAGUCCCCGCAAGCCCUGGAGAUGACUCGCGAAGCCCCCACAACAUGGCUGAGCCCUCCUCCAAGACCGCCCUCGAUUGAAGCCAGCAAGCUGUCGGCUCUGGCCUCAAGGAUAACGGGAACCAGGAAUUCGCCACUCGCCUCUCUUAGCACUGCCAGGACUCCCAGAAGAGCGCAGCCAUCUCAAGAGCUCGGUGCAUCCACUCCGAGAAGAUGGAUAUAAGUGAGGUGAUCAACCAUGUAAUCCGGAGGAAAUCGUAAAAAAGCUGUAACAUUGACCUCCUUCCGAGCCACUUAACACCGUAAUACAAUGAAUAAACCCAUUUAAAAACCA